Pelobates fuscus (common spadefoot toad) is the source of this 1028-nucleotide messenger RNA. RefSeq names its product SAGA complex associated factor 29 (gene SGF29). The transcript is spliced from 10 exons. The record is from RefSeq and is a predicted model, not a curated record. Gene Ontology annotation, cellular component: SAGA complex. Bases 95 to 1003 code for a protein of 302 amino acids. NCBI's taxonomy places the organism in Eukaryota, Metazoa, Chordata, Amphibia, Anura, Pelobatidae.
UCACGACAGGGAGCCAGCCCCGCCCCCUUCAUAUAUCGCGAUAUCAGGGAGAGCCCCGCGCUGUCUGUAUCGGGAGAAUCGCCAGCUAGCCAGCAUGGUGCUGACAAUCAAAGAGGCCAAGAUGGCCCUAGUGUCGGCAGACACCCGGAUAUCGGAGUUAUUGAGUGAACUACAUCAGCUCAUCAAGCAGACGCAGGAGGAACGUUCAAGGAGUGAACACAACCUUGUGAAUAUACAGAAGACACAUGAGAGGAUGCAAACUGAGAACAAGAUCUCUCCAUAUUAUCGCACCAAGCUCCGAGGCCUGUAUACCACUGCAAAGGCUGACGCUGAGGCAGAGUGCAACAUCCUGCGUCGUUCGCUUGAUAAAAUAGCUGAAAUAAAGUCCCUUCUGGAGGAGCGACGUAUUGCUGCAAAGAUUGCUGGAUUGUACCAUGAUUCAGAGCCUCCUCGGAAGACGAUGAGACGAGGGGUGUUGAUGACGCUGUUACAGCAGUCUGCUAUGACCCUGCCCCUGUGGAUUGGGAAACCCGGAGAGAAGCCACCUCCACUAUGUGGAGCAAUCCCAGCAUCCAGUGACUACGUGGCCAAGCCAGGAGACAAGGUGGCGGCUCGCGUUAAAGCAGUGGAUGGCGACGAGCAGUGGAUACUAGCAGAGGUGGUUAGUUACAGCCAUGCUGCUAACAAGUAUGAAGUGGAUGACAUCGAUGAGGAGGGAAAAGAACGUCACACACUGAGUCGACGCAGGAUCAUCCCGCUGCCGCAGUGGAAAGCCAAUCCAGAGACGGACCCUGAGGCACUCUUCCAGAAAGAUCAGUUGGUGUUGGCGCUUUAUCCCCAAACCACUUGUUUCUACCGGGCUCUGAUCCAUACCCCUCCACAGCGGCCCCAAGAUGACUAUUCCGUACUGUUUGAGGACACCUCGUAUGCAGAUGGUUACUCGCCCCCUCUGAAUGUGGCCCAGCGCUAUGUGGUUGCAUGCAAGGAGCCAAAGAAAAAGUGAAAUGUAGCAUUUAAUGCACUGGAAA